GAUUAUUAUCUCACGUUGUUCCAGCUGUUUUAUCGACAAUAUCACCAAUUGAUCCGGCUUUUGGAUUAAAUUCUAAAAUGGUUGGAUGUGGUAGAUCAAGGAUUAAUAACGUUUCGCCGAGUCUUAAAGUGGGAAUCGUGAAACUUAUGUCACGACAAGAAUGUUCUUCUCAUUUAUCUGACUUGCUCAGGCGUCGUUAUAGCAUUUCAAUUGGAUUAAUGUGCUCUCGAAAUAACCCAUACGUAGUAAUGGAGCCGGGAGACAGUGGUGGUCCAUUAUUCUUUCAAGGUUCUCUUAUAGGACUUAAUGUAGGACUAUAUCCACGGCCAAACGAGGCAAAUACCGAAAAUAAAGUUAACGCUCACAUAGCGACGAAUAAGUAUUCGGUUUUUAUUGAUCUGCACAAGGCUUUAGAAUAAUGUAUAUUUUUCAUAAAUGUAACAUCUUCUUUAAAUUAAUUAGCAAUAACUCAUGAUAGUGAUGUCUUGAG
Molecule: messenger RNA, 490 nt
Organism: Ceratosolen solmsi marchali
Lineage: Eukaryota; Metazoa; Arthropoda; Insecta; Hymenoptera; Agaonidae
Exons: 2
Coding region: 78-419 (113 amino acids)
Biological process (GO): proteolysis
Molecular function (GO): serine-type endopeptidase activity
Source: RefSeq, a predicted model, not a curated record